AUGCAUCCAGCCGCGUCGUCUUUUGGCGAGUACUUCCAGUUCUUCCCCGCCGAGAUGUACCACCAGCAGCAGCUGCUGCUGCUGCAGGAGGAGGGGACCCUGGAAGCGGUGCUCUGGCAGCCGGUGACCGCUCCAGCUCCGGCGGAGCGGGGGGAGCCGGGGAAUGAUGGGGCGCCGGGGCCAGGGGGUGCAGUCGUCGGGGCGGCGCGGAAGAGGCCGUUCCGAACGGACCGGCACAGCAAGAUCCGCACGGCGCAGGGGGUGCGCGACCGCCGGAUGCGGCUGUCCGUCGGCGUGGCGCGCGAGUUCUUCGCCCUGCAGGACCUCCUCGGCUUCGACAAGGCCAGCAAGACGGUGGAGUGGCUCCUCACGCAGUCCAAGCCGGCCAUCGACCGGCUUGCCGACGGGACCCCGGGCGCUGCUGCCGCCGCUGCAGGACCGUCCAAGGAGAAAGGGGAGGGGGCGACCUCCUCCGGCACCGGCUGCUUCGAGGAUGCGAGGGAGGAAGAGCACGACGUCAGAGAUCUGAUGAAAGGCAUCGGCGGCGAAGGUGAGCUUGACUGGUUCAUGUCGGAGGCGGCGGCGAUAGGGCAUCCGAUGGAAGGAUUGGACUAAUUAAUGAGAGCUGCAACAACGGCGGAGUACUAAUUCUAAUUACUUCAGAUGAUUUCUUGUAUAUAUGCAGCUGCAUGACAGAUUGACAGUGAUUGAUAUGCAAACUUUGUGUG
This is a messenger RNA of Triticum dicoccoides, 728 nucleotides long. RefSeq names its product transcription factor TEOSINTE BRANCHED 1-like. The transcript has a single exon. Gene Ontology annotation, biological process: regulation of secondary shoot formation. Lineage: Eukaryota; Viridiplantae; Streptophyta; Magnoliopsida; Poales; Poaceae. Gene Ontology annotation, molecular function: DNA-binding transcription factor activity; sequence-specific DNA binding. The coding region runs from base 1 to 615 and encodes 204 amino acids. The record is from RefSeq and is a predicted model, not a curated record. Gene Ontology annotation, cellular component: nucleus.